AUGAAAGGCUUCUUGAUCUCCAGGUGCUGCUUCCCCGUCUUCAAAGCCAAGCCUGGCAAAGCCAAGAGGGUCAGGACCAUCUUCACCAGUGACCAGCUGGCCCGGCUGGAGAAGGAAUUCUCACGGCAGCAGUACCUGGUGGGCACGGAGAGGGGCCUGCUCGCCUCCUCCCUGCACCUCACCGAGGAGCAGGUGAAAGUCUGGUUCCAAAACCGCAGGAUCAAGUGGAGGAAACAAAGCCUGGAGCAGCAACAAGCCAAGCUGGCCAAAAUGGGUGGCCACCCCACAGGGCAGCCCUGA
Manacus vitellinus (golden-collared manakin) is the source of this 300-nucleotide messenger RNA. RefSeq names its product homeobox protein not2. Lineage: Eukaryota; Metazoa; Chordata; Aves; Passeriformes; Pipridae. Gene Ontology annotation, molecular function: DNA binding; DNA-binding transcription factor activity, RNA polymerase II-specific. The record is from RefSeq and is a predicted model, not a curated record. Gene Ontology annotation, biological process: neuron differentiation; central nervous system development; regulation of DNA-templated transcription.